Messenger RNA from Adineta steineri, 1143 nucleotides. The record is from the annotation of a GenBank genome assembly. Lineage: Eukaryota; Metazoa; Rotifera; Eurotatoria; Adinetida; Adinetidae.
AUGUAUAGAAAUGUAAUUCAUCAUUUUCAAUUACAUAAACAACGUAAUAGAAUAUCUGUUGGUAUUGGAAUAAUUCUUUUACUAAGUAUUUAUUUAACAAUAAAUUUAUUUGAAAAAUAUUUCAAUGAACAAAAAUUAUUAUUAAAAACUCGCAGAAAAAUUUCUCAAUGUCCACCAUUAUUAUCUUCAUUCAAAGGAUAUUUUCGUGUAGAUUUUACUAGAAAUUUUUCAUUAAAUUAUUCAUUAAUUUGUAAAUCAAAUGAUAAAUUACUUAUUUAUAUUCUUUCAACAGCAAAAAAUUUUGAAAGACGAAAAAUAAUUCGUGAAACAUGGGCAAAAAAAAAUGUUUAUCAACAAUUAAAUGAUAUCUGUUUUAUUUUUAUUGUUGGUCUUUCAACAAAUUCUUCUCAUAACAAUGAUAUUUAUAAUGAAGGUUUAUUGUCUAAUGAUAUAAUUCAAUUAAAUAUUGAAGAAUCUUAUAAAAAUGUUGUUUAUAAAGAAGUUGGAGCACUUCAAUGGUCAUUUAUUUAUGCAUCAAAUAUUCCUUAUCUAUUUAAAACAGAUGAUGAUCUUAUUAUUGAUACAUUAUUAUUAAGUGAUACUGUUACCUUCUUAAUUAAUAAUCAAACAGAUCAUAGUCUUUAUUUACAAAAACAAAUUUCGUUACAACCAUUUAUUCAAGAUAUGUAUCAUGUGGAUAAAUAUACAUUAUUUAAAGGACACGAUAUGUUAACUAUUCCAACACUGAGAAGAGGAAAAUUUCGUAUACAUGAUUUAGCUUGGAAUAGCGAGUAUUUACCACGUUAUUGCAGUGGAUUUGGAUUUCUGUAUUCAUCAUUUAUUCGUGAUCGUCUUUAUCGAGCAUCACUUUGUUAUGCAAAUGAAUAUGUUCCAUUAGUUGGUGAUGUAUUUUUAUCUGGUUUUCUUGCUGGUACAGCAUCUGUUCGUUGUAGUGGAUGGUUAUUAAAGAAUGCUCAACCUGAAUCUGAUUGUCCAAUUAUUUUUCAUAAUAAUCCUCAAUUACUUGUUUGUUCAACACCAUUACAUAGAGGAAAACAAAUUUAUUCAGAUUUUUACUCAGCAUGGAAAAUUAUUGUUAAACGACAUUCAGUUUAUUCAAAUGAAUCUAGUCGAGAUAGUUAA